Molecule: messenger RNA, 1332 nt
Organism: Gadus macrocephalus (Pacific cod)
Lineage: Eukaryota; Metazoa; Chordata; Actinopteri; Gadiformes; Gadidae
Gene: kctd14
Product: potassium channel tetramerization domain containing 14
Exons: 4
Coding region: 308-982 (224 amino acids)
Biological process (GO): protein homooligomerization
Molecular function (GO): protein binding
Source: RefSeq, a predicted model, not a curated record
CUAAAAAUGAUAGCCCUUGUAAAGUAAAAAAAAUGCGGCCUCACUUGUGACCAUCAUAAGGUUAGCAUCCCAAUAAUGGUAUAACACGACAUCCGAAGUUUAGGCUUAACGACUGAGGCAACUUCAGUGACGGUGCCGCGUCAUUAACUAGACACGCCUCCGGAACUCACCUGUACUGUUGGCUACAUGGGACCUGACAUCAACCAUAUUGUUGCUGAGCGGAUAGGUGCGGAGAGAGGAAAAUGAGUUUGCCCGACCUAAAAUCGCAUGGGAAACCGGCAGCUCGUGCCAUGACGGUAACUACUUGAUGUCCCCUGUGGUGCAACUCAAUGUUGGUGGGCACCUGUUUUCUACCUUCCUGAGCACGCUGAUGAGGCAUCCCGACUCUCGGAUGGCGGAGCUGUUCAGCGGCAAGCCGCCCAAGCUCCGUACGGACGCCGGGGGGCGCUAUUUCAUCGACCGGGACGGCACGCACUUCGGAGCCGUGCUCGACUACCUGCGGAUGGACCGUGUACCCACAGAGAACAUAAAGGAGGUUCUCAGAGAAGCCCUCCACUACGACAUCAAGCCUCUGGUGAAGCUGCUGUCGGAGUCACCGCAGAACUUCGGGGAGACAGUGGGGCGACAGCAGUUCCUCUCCAGAGUCCCUCACUACCUUGAGAACAUCGAGGUUCUGAUCCGCAUCGCGCGGGCCGAGGCGGUGGCCAGCCGCCGCUCGGGCAUCCUCAUCUGUGUCCUGCGGACGGAGGAGGACCUGGGUCUCCAUGACAACGCCAUGGGCAGCCUGGAGGCGGGGAGGGAGUCCGUGGUGACGUUCGGGCCGUGGAAGGCGACCCCGUCCGUCGCCGACCUGCUGGACUGUGUCCGAAUGGACGUGGAGAGCCGCGGCUACCGCGUGGCCAUCCAGCCCGAGCCGCCCGUCCGGGCCUUCCUGUCCCGGAGCUACGACUGCUUCUUCAAGGUCACCUUCACCUGGUGGUAGGACGCGGGAGCGCUGCUCGAGACCGGGGAACCAGCCCUGGUUUCUGAACAAAGCGCCGUCGUCUCCACCACCGUCAUCGCUCACCAAUCAGCACCGUGCGACAAAGAACACCAUCAACAUCAUCCUCCUCAUCAUCACCACGGCAACUCAGUCAGCACUGUGCGGACCAAACAUCUCCAUCAGCGUCCUCAUCAUCACUGGUGGGAACAAGCCAGUACCAUCCCAAUGAACAAAACAUAAUCACCCUUAUCCCCAUCUUUAUUGUCAUGAUCGUCGUCCUCAUGUUAAACAUGAGUUUACCAUUUAAUUCAAUAUAACCAAUAAAAGGGUUUGUUUUGUAUUGAAUCGCA